Amblyraja radiata (thorny skate) is the source of this 3019-nucleotide messenger RNA. It is a transcript of the gene galm, whose product is annotated as galactose mutarotase. Bases 16 to 1140 code for a protein of 374 amino acids. The record is from RefSeq and is a predicted model, not a curated record. Gene Ontology annotation, molecular function: aldose 1-epimerase activity; carbohydrate binding. The transcript is spliced from 7 exons. Gene Ontology annotation, biological process: glucose metabolic process; beta-D-galactose catabolic process via UDP-galactose, Leloir pathway. NCBI's taxonomy places the organism in Eukaryota, Metazoa, Chordata, Chondrichthyes, Rajiformes, Rajidae.
GCGUGUCGCCUAGCAAUGGGUCCGUCGCGGCAAACCGCUCCCCCCCGGUCCGUCCGGCAACCGGUUCCCCCGACAACCCGCGCCCCGGGCCGGCAGUCCGACCCCGCCAUGACGCGAGUGUGCAACGAGACGUUCGGAUCGCUGCCGGACGGCAGCCCCGUGGUCCGCUUCACGCUGCGCUCCAGCUCCAUCACCCUCCGCGUCCUCUCCUUCGGCGCCAUCGUGACCAGCCUGGAGACCGAGGACCGCGAUGGGCGGGCGGCAGACCUGGUCCUGGGCUUCGACACCCUCGAAGGCUAUAUUAACAAGCAUCCUUACUUUGGAGCAGCAAUUGGCCGUGUUGCUAAUCGAAUCGCCCAAGGCAAGUUCAGUAUUGAUGGAAAAGAUUAUCAGCUGGCCAUUAAUGAUGGGCCUAAUAGUUUACAUGGCGGCUUGAAAGGAUUUGACAAGGUCCUAUGGACACCUGAAAUCCUGCCAAAUGGAGUGAAGUUUUCGAUGACGAGUGUUGAUGGUGAUGAGGGGUACCCUGGGGAGCUGAGGGUCUGGGUGACGUAUGAGUUGAAUGGAGAAGAGCUGUCGAUUAACUACAGGGCCACGACCUCCAAGACCACACCUGUGAACUUGACCAACCAUUCCUAUUUCAAUCUAGCCGGACAUGGAAUCCCCACAAUCUAUGACCAUGAGGUUUCAAUCGAAGCAGAGAACUACCUGCCGGUGGAUAAGACAUCAAUUCCGACUGGUGAAAUUGCCUCGGUGGUGAAUACGUAUUUUGAUCUGAGAAAUCCUGUUGUGCUUGGAAACCACAUUAAGAAUAAGCUAACUGAAGGCUUUGACCACAAUUUCUGCCUGAGCCUCUCCAAGCAACGGUCUCCUUGUGCAAGGGUUUACCAUCGGCCGAGCGGCAGAUUGCUGGAGGUAGAGACGACACAGCCAGGAAUUCAGUUCUACACUGCCAACUUUCUUGACGGGAGCUUGAAGGGGAAGGGAGGAGCUAUAUACCCUAAGCAUUCUGCUUUUUGCCUGGAAACCCAGAACUGGCCUGACGCUGUCAACAAGAUGGAAUUCCCAGACGUGCUACUGAGACCCAAUGAGGAAUAUAAUCAUACAACCUGGUUCAAGUUCUCUGUUGUAAAACAGUAACGUGAGCAGCUACAUUUAAUGCCUUAAUUGAAUAAAAACACUUUCUUAGAUGAUGGGGAAAUAUUCACACAUGGAUGGCGUGGGUUUGAUGAAGCGAGAAAAGAUUUAACACUUUUAACAAUCACACUUCGUUUUGUGUCCAUCAGAGGGAGCACAUGUGCAGAAGUGCCAACCUUAGUGGCAAUGCCUCUACUUCAGGGCAUUGCAUAAGAAAGGUUCCUCGAAAUAAAAUACUCUUCAUAUGAAUUACUGCAGGAAAUCGGUGUACACUAAUGUUACUGCACAAUUUUAAUAAUGUGUCAAAAAAUUGGACAUUUCGCAAUUUGAAAGAAUUUUAAGAUUUCAGUAGCUUUGCAGUUUGUAGAUUCUAUCAGUUAUUUGUAGUUAAAUCAAGCAGCUUUUAAAUAAUGUCUUAGUUUGUGUAACAUUGUAAUAGUUCUUUCAAUAGCUUUGAAUUUAAAAAAAUUAUAUCUGCGUUGUGCAAAUGAUAUUCCUACAUCACCAAUCAGUGCCUUUACACAUGGUAAUUUGAACAAGAGCAUGAAUGAAGUGACAAUUUGAAUUUUCUCUCGUAACUUUUUCAAAUCGUCAUAUAGCAUAGUAACAUGCCCUUUGGCCCAACUUGCAUAUGCUGACCAAGAUGCCUAUAGUCCCACCUACCCACAUUUGGCCCAUAUCACUCUAAACCUAUCCUAUCCAUGUACCUGUCCAAAUGUCUUAAAUAUUGUGAUGUGUUAGAAGGAACUGCAGAUGCUGCUUUAAACCGAAGAUAGACACAAAAAGUUGGAGUAACUCAGCAGGACAGGCAGCAUCUCUGGAGAGAAGGAAUGGGUGAUAUUUUGGGUCGAGUCCCUUCUUCAGAUGUUAUUGUACAUGCCUCAACUACCUCCUCUGGCAGUUCAUUCCAUAUACUCAUCACCCUCUGAGUGAAAAGAUUGCCCCUCAGGUUCCUAUUAAAUCUUUCCCCUCUCACCAUAAUCCCCCCCCCCCCCCCCCCCCCCCUCCCGGUUCUUGAUUUUCCUACUCAGGGUGAACACGCAGUGUCUUUUACCCAAUCUGUGCCCCUCAUGAUGUUAUACCGCUCUUUAAGAUCACCCUUCAUCCUCCUGUGCUCCAAGGAAUAAAGUCCUAGUCUGCCCAACUUUUCCCCAUGGCUCAGGCCCUCGAGUCCUGGCAACAUCCUUGUAAAUCUUCUCUGCGCUCUUUCCAGCUUAACAACAUUAAGAAAGUCUGAAGAAGGGUCUCAACCUGAAACACCCAUUCCUUCUCUCCAGAGAUGCUGCCUGUCCCGCUGAGUUACUCCAGCUUUUUGUGCCUAACCUUCCUGCAAAAUAUUGACUCCAAACAUUUUUAAAAUAUAAAUUUAGGUUCCCUCCCCGGUUAUUUAACCAGUUUUAUGAUAAACCGUUACCUUUUCCAGAUGAGCUACAAAAUUGAAAAUGAAUACAUUAUUUAUUCCUUAUUUCUCCAGAUGACUAAAAUAGUUUGCAGAAAGAUGACUUGCUGUGAAUUUGCCAUGAAUUACAUACAUACCUAGAACAGGAACAGGCCCUUCAGCCCACAAUGUUUGCGCUGAACACAAUGCCAAGUUAAUCUCUUCUGUCUGCACAUGAUCCAAAUCCUUCCAUUUCAAUGUGCUAAUCAAAAAAGCCUCUUAAACGCUACUAUCGUAUCUGCCUCCACCACCCCACCUCUGCCACAAACCAGGUUUACAUUCCUCACUUAUUAGAAUCUACACACGGCACUCUUCUGUGAAUAUUAAUAAUUGCAGUGUUUCAAUGUCAAGUUGUACUUAUCCUACCAUGUAGUACUGUAUUUCCCAAUUUAAUGAACUGGAAUUUACAAUAUCUAAUAAAAAUAUGCACAAGUUCAUUUACAA